CGUUGUGUUAUCUAAGGGAGCUAACUUUACUAACAAAACAUACUGCUAGUGGAUGUUUAGUAUUUUGACAUAUUCGUUUCAUUGUAAAUUUUAAAGGUGUCUCAAGUUCUUUUAGUUCAAAUUUAUUGAAGAAUAAUCGGUUGCUUAGAACUAUCAUGGCGUUGCCACCUGAGAAGAUUUCUGAGUUGAAGCAAAUAAUCCACAACCAACUGUCACAGGGUGAUGUUCAGAGAAGGAUCCGGGAAAUGCUGGCAGAGAGUAUGCAGGAGGAGUUCGAGGGCAGCAAGAAUCCCAUGGGAGAGCAGGAGAUGUUCAACAGACUGAAGCAGCGCGGGGUGGUGGACAACAUCUUGCAGCAGAUCCAGUUUGAGGGCAGCACCUCCAAGCCUGCCACCCAUAUGCGUGGGGAACACAUGCUGGAGAAUAUAGCGGACAGAAAGACUAACAUCGAUCCCACGAGAAGAUACCUGUAUCUGUACAUAAAGUCUGGCAAGGCUUUCUUGGAGCAUAUAGAUGAUGACAGCGGGACGCCUGGGCAGGUGACCUCCUACUUCACCUUUCACAUCCUGUUCAGAGGUCAGAGGUUCAAGUCGAGGCCGGUUGCGUGUGCCUGUGAGCCGGACAUUGACGAGGGCUUCCUUCUAGAACUGCACAAAGAUGGCGCAGGUGAGGCAGGUAAGAUGGCUGACCCGACCACCAUGCUGUCCAUCUGUGAUCCCAUCCACAUCGUGCUGGUGAAGACUGAUGGGCUAGGGGAAACCACUCUUGUCUCCUCCCACUUCCUGGAGUGGAGGCCGGUUCUCACUAACAGCAGCAGUAGACUGGCCACAGCCCUUGAGCUGAAGGGAACUGGUUCUGAGAACAAUGUAGCAGCGGGUGUUAUUGACAUUCAGGUGGAACUCUUCCCCAAAACCAAGCAGUCCCUCAGCAAAGAUGUCAUAACUGCCCAGAUUCAGCUGGAGAGGAGCAGGCAUGCGGAACAAGAGCGUCUGUUCCUGGUGUAUGCCAAGCAGUGGUGGAAGGAGUACCUACUCAUCAGGGAGGUGCAUAAAGAACGUCUCGUCAAGAUAUUCGCUCAGGAUGAGAACGGAAAUAACCGGCCUGUCUGCUCCUUUGUGAAGCCACUACGGGCCGGUCGUCUGCUGCACUCGGCACGUGAGGCGGCGCGGUUCGUGUCCCUGAUACACCAGGAGAGAACCCCGACACUGGGUGGCGGCGCUCGCACGGAGCAGUGGACUACCAUGCAUGCAUUCCUGGCCAGGAAUAAAGGGGACUGUGAGGACCAUGCAGUGUUGCUGUGCAGUCUGCUGCUGGGUUUUGGUCUCGAUGCCUACGUCUGCGUGGGCACCCAGAAGAAGUCUGCGCCGCACGCCUGGGUCAUGACUGUCAGCAUCGAUGGACUUGUCACCUUCUGGGAAAGCCUGAAUGGACACAGAUACAUACACGAGCCCUUAGACCCAUAUGCCCUGCCCAUGGACAAACGGCAUCGCCCGAAAUACCCCUACAAGACAGUGGGAUGCGUGUAUAACCACCAGUCCUUCUAUGCAAAUAAUCAGCCAACAGACAACAUAGAAGUGUGCCAAUUCAACCUGCGUGAUGACGCCCGUUGGAAGUCCAUGUCACAUGACGCAAUCAUGUCGGUGUGCGGCAGUGGCGCUUCCCCAGUGUGGCCCCAGUUUCCUCCCCUAUCUGCGUCCACUAUCGACCCAGCCCUGGCCAGCAACGACCUUGAGCAACAGUUGAGAGUGCUAGUCAUGGAACAUCGAAGGGACAUGGGCCUCACCACAGUAUGGGAUGAUCAACUGAGUUAUCUGCUAUCACCGUCCCUUGCUUCCUAUGAAAUAGAGAGAACAAUUGGUUUGACCCCUGGCAAUGAGGAGUUUUCCGACUCCAUCAAUCAGGCAGUUCCAGAUGGUCACACAUUCAAGGGAUAUCCGGCACAGUUCACACACCGAAAUGCCAGAAAAAUAUUUGCCACUUGCCUCAGACAUAAGGACUGUGAGCCAAUCAUUCAUUGCCGUGGUGACCAUGUACGUAUGGCUGUGAGGGUGUUAGUGCGCCCGUAUCCAGAGUCCACCUGCGCCACAUGGAUCAUGUUUGCAUGCAAAUACAAGUGUAUAGUUUGAUUGAUAGCAAUUACAAGUGUAUUGUUUGAUUCAUUGCCAAUACAAGUGAAUUGUUUGAUUCAUAGCCAAUACAAGUGAAUUGUUUGAUUCAUAGCCAAUACAAGUGUAUAGUUUGAUUCAUAGCAAAUACAAGUGAAUUGUUUGAUUUAUUGCAAAAAUGAGUUCAUUGCAUGAUUUAUAGCAAAUACAAGUGUAUUGUUUGAUUCAUAGCAAAUACAAGUUUAUUGGUUGAUUCAUAGCAAAUACACAUGUUUUGUAUGAUUCAUAGCAAAUACGAAUGUUUUGUUUGAUUCAUAGCAAAUACAAUUGUAUUGUUUGAUUCAAAGCAAAAACAAGUGUAUUGAUUGAUUCAUAACAAAUACAAGUGUAUUGUUUCAUUUAUAGCAAACACAAGUGUAUUGUUCGAUUCAUAGCAAAUACAGGUAUAUUGUUUGAUUCAUAGCAAAUACACAUGUAUUGUUUGAUUUAUAGCAAAUACAAGUGUAUUGUUUGAUUCAUAGUAAAUACAAGUGUAUUGUUUGAUUCAUAGAAAACACAAGCCUAUUGUUUGAUUCAUUUGAUUUAUAGCGAAUUCAUGUUUUUGGAUCGCACAUACUGAGCUCCAUGAAAAAACAUUGUAUAUUGCAGGAAAGGUGUGAAAUCUUUGUUUAUCUGAUAGAAACGAAUCUGUUUGUUUAAUAGUGAUCUACAAAGCUGAAGAUGAGAGCCUUAAAUUUAGUUUGUACAAGAAUUAUGUGAUACUUAUCGGAUCUCUGUGUUUUGGUUACCUAAAGCUAGACAAUAUAUAAUUCUAUCAAAAGUUUGUAAAAUUAUUACCAGAGCAUGACAAGCUAUUGGGAUCCACAUGUUUCUUCUAAAUAUGGUGAAAAUAGGUCAGAAUGUUAUCUAGGGCAUGUGCA
Molecule: messenger RNA, 3025 nt
Organism: Dreissena polymorpha
Lineage: Eukaryota; Metazoa; Mollusca; Bivalvia; Myida; Dreissenidae
Product: centrosomal protein of 76 kDa-like
Exons: 14
Coding region: 156-2126 (656 amino acids)
Source: RefSeq, a predicted model, not a curated record